Messenger RNA from Lingula anatina, 3953 nucleotides. Its product is annotated as dual specificity tyrosine-phosphorylation-regulated kinase 1A. Gene Ontology annotation, biological process: peptidyl-threonine phosphorylation; peptidyl-serine phosphorylation; protein autophosphorylation. The record is from RefSeq and is a predicted model, not a curated record. NCBI's taxonomy places the organism in Eukaryota, Metazoa, Brachiopoda, Lingulata, Lingulida, Lingulidae. Gene Ontology annotation, molecular function: ATP binding; protein serine/threonine/tyrosine kinase activity; protein serine/threonine kinase activity.
CAUAGCGACAGGCCACACGCGUCAUUUGAAUAAAAACGUUCGGAUUUCGGCCAUAUUUGAGCCGAAGGUUGCCGAGCUCAUUUUUCCAAUAAUUUUGGGGAAUCAGGUCAAACUUGUGACCUAAUUAUUACGAACGAAGAUGUUAAAAGGUACAUACCAACCUUCAAAGACUAUACUAGGACUGUGAAGCAGAUUUUGAAGAACAUUUUCCAGCGAGAAGUGGGGGAUUCAAAUUGAAAUUUUGCGCGCCAUUUUUGGGGUUUUCCACGUUGAUAUCAGCUGUACCUAGAUAAUUAGGUCACGUUUGUAAGGAUCGUGGGUACUCGGAAGGAUCAAAAUUGGUAUACAUAGGAUCUUGGAUACAUAUACUAAAGGAGGCCAGGUUGUCAGCAGGUCUCGGAAUGCAUCAAAUUUUUAUCCCCGAAUAGUGACCCCGGAUGACGUAAUCACCAUGGCAACAGAUCCCCAGCAGCACCAGCAGGAGAUGGCCGCCAUGCAGAAUCGUAUCCCUGUCACAUUCCGCGACCCCACGUGUGCGCCUUUACGAAAGCUCAGCGUGGAUUUGAUCAAGACAUAUAAGCACAUAAAUGAGGUGUAUUAUGCAAAGAAAAAACGAAGGGCUCAACAGGCUCAAGGUGACGACACAAGUCACAAAAAAGAGCGUCGUCUCUACAACGAUGGUUACGAUGACGACAACCAUGACUAUAUCGUCAAACCUGGGGAGAAGUGGAUGGACAGAUAUGAAAUUGACUCACUUAUAGGGAAAGGUUCAUUUGGUCAGGUAGUGAAAGCCUUUGACCACUCAGAACAAGAGUAUUGUGCAAUCAAAAUAAUCAAGAACAAAAAGCCAUUUCUCAACCAAGCACAGAUAGAGGUACGAUUGCUGGAACUAAUGAACAAACAUGAUGCUGAGAGCAAGUAUUAUAUAGUCAAGCUCAAGAGGCAUUUCAUGUACAAGAACCACUUGUGUCUAGUGUUUGAGCUCUUAUCGUACAACCUUUAUGACUUGUUACGGAACACAAACUUUAGAGGCGUUUCAUUAAAUCUUACAAGGAAGUUCGCUCAACAAUUGUGCACGGCACAGUUAUUUUUAGCCACCCCUGAGCUCAAUAUUAUUCACUGCGACCUUAAACCAGAGAACAUUCUACUGUGCAAUCCUAAGCGUAGUGCAAUCAAGAUAGUGGACUUUGGAAGCUCCUGUCAGCUUGGACAGAGGAUCUACCAAUACAUACAGAGUCGGUUCUACAGAUCUCCAGAAGUUCUUCUAGGCAUCCCAUAUGACCUUGCAAUUGACAUGUGGUCGUUAGGGUGCAUUCUAGUGGAGAUGCACACGGGAGAGCCUCUAUUUGCAGGCUCCAAUGAGUAUGACCAAAUGAUGAAGAUUGUGGAAGUAUUAGGCAUGCCACCACCACAUAUAUUGGAUCAGGCUCCAAAGUCACGGAAAUACUUUGAAAAAUUGCCAGAUGGAAACUACGUCUGUAAGAAAUCCAAGGAUGGAAAGAAGUACAAAUCUCCGGGUUCAAGAAAACUACAUGACGUGAUUGGAGCAGAAAAUGGUGGACCUGGGGGACGCAGGGCAGGGGAGCAAGGUCACACGCUCUCUGACUACCUUAAGUUCAAAGACCUAAUUCUGAGGAUGCUGGACUUCGAUGCCAAGACCCGGAUCACACCCUACUACGCUUUACAGCACAACUUCUUUAAACGGACGACAGACGAGAGCACAAACACGUCCAACAGUACCUCGACCAGUCCUGCGAUCGAACAGGUGGUGUCUAGCCCUAGAGCCACCCCUGGAUCAUCCAGCGGUCGUGCUCGCUCCGACCCCACCCACCAACACAACAGCCAUCGGCACACCCACUCUCACUCCGUGCACCACAGUCACGGUGCCCAGUACAUGACCAGUGCCAACCCUCCCAGUGGUGCCACCACCACUUCUGCAAUGGACUGUGAGUCCCCCUCUGCUCAACAAGCCCGCUAUUUGGCCCAGCAACAACAACAGCAAGUGAUGUUCCAGCAACAACAACAGAAGAUGUGGCCCGCAGGCGACCUGUCCGCCUCCUCUUCGUCAUCAUCGUCACGACAUGGCGGAGGUGGCAGCAGCUCAGGCUCGCAUGGCCACCAUAUGCAUCAUCAUCCUGGCCACCAGGGUGCGCCACCACAGAUGAUGUCACAGGAUUUACACCAGCAGCCCCGCGUGUCUUCCCCACUGAUGAAAGUAGACUUUAACGCUAUUAACUCCACUACGGAGUUGAAUGCACUUGGCGGUGGUGGGCCGCAGCAGUUUAUUGGAUUAGACACAGCAGCCCAAGGGGGCACUACCGGUAUGAACAUGCAGAUUCCUGCAGCGGGUUUCAAUCCUGCAUAUAGCUAUAACCAUCAGACUCUGUUCUCAGGGCCAGGUUUCCCAUUCACGCUAGCAACAACGUCGAGUACAGGGAACACAGAAGCUGUGCCCCAUAAUGCUCGGACUGUAGGUGGCAGUGGCGAGGACUCUCCCAUGGUUGGAGUCUGUGUUCAACAAUCCCCUGUGGCCAGCCAUUAAUGAUUGUGAGGGAAUUAGGUAAUGUGCUAUUUAACCCUGAAGCCGAGCAGCUUGAGAGAGAAAAGAAAAGGGAGGGAAGUUGCCGUUCUCCUUCGAUUGUUUUGACAAAGAAAGGUUUUAAACUUUAGAAGCCUAGGAUAGAGGUGUUUGACCAUGCAGAUAAGGGUUCCUGUGGUAGAGGGACUGAACUGACUGAUGACAGAUAAGUGUAUCUCUGGUGCCCCCUCCUGGCUGUGAAGGUUAGUCACAUAAGCUGUGAAGGAAAGAAUAUAGGCCUGCGUGCAAGAGUGUCCAAGCCUUAAGCUAGAUACUUCCCUGCUCCUAAAUAGACCCUGGUGCACACUGUGGUACUGAAUCUGGAUUGGGUUACAAAACAGAAAGAAAAAAGGACCCCUGAUUGUUGCCUACGCAAAGAUAUUCAGCCACUGCCUGCAAGAGGACAAUAAAACGUAGAUGGCGUGGCUGGUCAAGACAUGACUUACACAAUUAUUUGGACAAUGUGAGAUAACCGGUGGUGCCAGGGUUAUGUGAAUGCUACAAUCUGUUGCACCAGAGGAAACAAGUGGACUCUUGUUCAAGAUGGAAAGUAGAGCAAGGACCAGGCUACACAAGGGCUAUCCAAGAGGCACGACUGAAUGAUGUGAAAGGAAGUUUGAUUUCAAUCAUAAAUGGUUGAUGUUGCCACGUUCUGAAAGAACUUCACUUGAAAAUAUCUCUGCCAAGAGGCAACAUUAAGAAAACUGCACAUAAACAAUUUGAUGAUUUUACAAGUCGUGGGGACAUGCAAAAAGGAAAUGGCAGAUGACAGACAUGGAUAUGAUGUUUUCAAAGUCUAAUUCGUCAAGCCAGAAAAGAAAAUAAAUUAUGUGUGGGUCGAGCAAACAUCCUCUGCAUAGAAAAAGAGAUGACUUGAAUGGAAGCUAGUCAGUCUUCAGGAAAUAUUGAGACGAUGCAAUGUUCUAAUUAUCUGUACAUAAAUGUACAUAAGUAAUGCUUGAAGUAAGUAUCCCCCCCAUAGUGGCACCAUGGUUGAAGUGGUAGAAAGUGACAUGACAUGAGGUUGAACAUAAAGUGUUGUGCUACUUAGUGGAAUAUGAGGGGCGUUCCCCUCCUGUGAACUGUCUAUCCCCCAGGUAUAGUAUCUUCCAGAAUGGUGGAUCGUUUGUCUUGCUGUACAUGGUUGGAACAAAAUGAAUGAAAAGUUGGCAGAAGCCAGUAAAGUAAUAAUCUGAACUUGGCUAGAUGAUUUCAUCAUUAUCAUCAUGGUGAGUUAGUUUGGGAAGAUAGAAUAUGCUUGUGAGAUUUUUCUUGAUAUUAUUGUUCCUAUUAUUGUAAAUGCAGUAUUCUUUAAGAGGAAAACCUCUAUUACCAAGACGAAGAUGAGAGUGAUUCUCCCCCCCCCCACCCCCCC